Molecule: messenger RNA, 1258 nt
Organism: Zea mays
Lineage: Eukaryota; Viridiplantae; Streptophyta; Magnoliopsida; Poales; Poaceae
Source: RefSeq, marked validated
CUCUCCUUCCUCCUCUCUCUUCUCCAGCGCCUUCCCCUGCUCCCUCUUAUCGCCUUCGCGCUCUAAAAUGGCCUCACACUCCGCCACACAGUAAACAAAACGACGGGCCCACUCCCCGACGGCUGACGCCCUCCCACGGCCCCUUCCAUGAGGCAGCUGCACCUCUCGCCGCAGCUCUCCCCCUCCCCGGUCCUCUCCUCUCACUUCUCGCCGCCGCCGGCGGAGGCCUUGUCCUGGCGGCGGCGGCUGCACCGGGGACGGGCCUUCCAACCGCCGCUCUCCUCGCUGCGGGAUCCCAACAAGGCCACGCUCCGCAAGGCCUCGUCCAACGUCCCCUUCCGCCUCGGCGGUGGCGGGAGCGGCAGCCCCAAGGACCGCCGCCCCGCCGACGACGACAAGGAGGAGGAGGAGGCCGAGGGCGAGGGCGGCGCAGGAGCACUCACGGGGACGCUGGUCGCAGGAGCGCUACUGGUUGGUUUCGUAGGGGGGUUUGGGGCGGCCGGAUACGUGUACAAGGACCAGAUCAACACUUUCCUCACGCAGUUCUCAGGGUUCAUUGACGGCUAUGGUCCAGCCGGAUAUGCUCUGUUCGUACUUGUAUAUGCAGGAUUGGAGGUUCUCGCUAUUCCCGCAAUACCUUUAACCAUGUCAGCUGGUCUAUUAUUUGGUAGUGUGACCGGUACAAUUAUUGUUUCAAUCAGUGGAACACUAGCUGCAGCGGUGGCCUUCCUUAUUGCUAGAUACUUCGCCAGAGAGAGAAUUCUUAAAUUGGUUGAAGGAAAUAAGAAGUUUCUGGCAAUUGAUAAAGCAAUAGGUGAAAAUGGAUUCAAGGUUGUCACUUUGCUUCGUUUGAGUCCCCUGUUACCUUUCUCCCUUGGGAACUAUCUAUAUGGCCUGACUUCAGUGAAGUUCUUGCCAUAUGUCUUGGGCAGUUGGUUGGGAAUGCUUCCAGGUUCAUGGGCUUACGUCAGCGCUGGUGCAUUCGGGCGAGCUAUAAUUCAAGAGGAGUCGGAAAUUGGUUGGGGAGGAAAUGGACAGCUAUGGACAUUGAGUGUUGGGUUAUUGUUUACGGCCAUGGCUGCCGCUUAUGUAACAAGGCUCGCAAAGGAUGCUGUAAAGGAGAUCGAUGACUAGAAUAGUAGGAUUCUCUAGUAGAAAGGGCCCUCUGGAGUCUGAUAGUAUACUAGCACAUCGUACAUCACUGGCACCUUUGGUGCAAUCAAAUCUAAUAGAAAUUCAGAGCAAUUUUCUGAGUGAA